Molecule: messenger RNA, 3907 nt
Organism: Condylura cristata (star-nosed mole)
Lineage: Eukaryota; Metazoa; Chordata; Mammalia; Eulipotyphla; Talpidae
Gene: WDCP
Product: chromosome unknown open reading frame, human C2orf44
Molecular function (GO): kinase binding
Source: RefSeq, a predicted model, not a curated record
CUUGGAUCCGUGAUGGGUGAGGUGGUGCGGCCUCGGCGAGACUAUUUCAGUGGGGCAGAGUUACAAGAGGUCUGCUUGACUACAAGCAUAUUAGUAAAAGUUUUUGUCAGAAGUUUAAGAGAUAAAUAAAGUGGGUGACCCCUUAUCUCUUGCACCACCCCGCCCUCUUCAGUAUCUACCCUCAGUAAUUUGGUAACCUUUGUCAGAAGGGAUGGAGUUGGGAAAGGGAAAACUUCUCAGAACUGGACUGAAUGCACUGUAUCAAGCAAUACACCCAACUCAUGGCCUGGCCUGGACUGAUGGGAAUCAGGUAAUCUUGACUGACUUACAGCUUCACGGUGGAGAGGCCGCACUUGGGGACUCAGAGGUCAUUGGACAAUUUGAGCACGUGUGCCGGGUGUCCUGGGCCCCACCUGGCCCAGCCGACGGGCCCACCUUGCUCGCCGUGCAGCAUGAGAAGUGCGUCCGUGUUUGGCAGCUGUUCCUCAGCCCUACAGGGACAAGCAAGUGGUUGAUGUCCCAGACCUGUGAGCUUGGAGUGUCACUUCCGAUCCUUGCCCAGGGCUGUGUGUGGCACCCCAGAGAUGCUAUCUUGACUGUGUUGACUGCACAGGAUGUCUCCCUUUUCCACAAUGUUCACUGUGCCAGUUCCCAGGUAAAAGCGGACAUCAGCACCCAGGGCCUCAUUCACUGUGCGUGUUGGACCCGGGAUGGCCGGAGGCUCGUGGUGGCAGUAGGCAGCAGCCUGCAGUCUUUCAUCUGGGACAGUGCUCAGAAGACUCUUCACAGGUGUUCCUUCACCCCGGUGUUUGAGGUGGACAGCUACAUCCGCUCCAUGGGAGCCACGGUGGACUCACAGGUUGCGGUGGCCACAGAGCUUCCACUAGCUAAGAUCUGUGGCUUAAAUGCAGCCGAGACCUUUGACACCCAGCCUAGUGGUGAAGACACGUGUGUAUAUACUUUAACAGUUACUGGCAAAACACCCUCCAUGGACGAUGGGGUAGUCCCUUCUGAAACGUCAGCUUCUUUCAUUUCUUCUUCCUUUUCAGAUCCUUUGGAUCUAACUCAUAUACAUUUUGAUAAAUCUAGAUCUGAGGAUAGUUCUCUACUUUGUCUAAGAAAAAAGGACUGUUUAUCAGGACCUGGCUUGGAUUCUUCACAUUUGAUUCUUGUAACCUUUGAGAAAGAUGUUACUGGAACCAGAAAAUUCGCCAUUCCAGGUAUUCUGGUUCCUGAUCUAAUAGCAUUUAAUCCUAAAGCACAGGUAGUGGCAGUAGCUUCUAAUACUUGUAAUAUAAUUUUUAUCUAUUCUGUCAUUCCAUCAUUUAUGCCAAACACCCAGCAGAUUCAGUUAGAGAGUAGUGAAAGACCAAAAGGCAUUUGUUUCUUGACAGAUAAAUUAUUAUUAAUUUUGGUAGGAAAACAAAAAGCCACAGAUUCAACAUUUCUUCCUUCUUCAAAAUCCAAUCAGUAUAUCAUUUGUUUGAUGGUUAGAGAAGUAAUGUUGGAAAAACUUUCAGUAACAAUGAGUGAAAACAAGAGUGACUCCUCUCCUUUCAAUGCUCUGCUAAAUAUAGCAAGUAAAAAGCAGCUGAUUGAAAGUCUUCCCCCAGAUUUUUGUCGCCAAAACAUAGGGCUCUUGUCAGCAGCUGGUGAUAACAGUCCAAGAGGCUGUCCUGGAAGUGCCUGUAUUGAAGAGAUCAAAAGCCCUCCUUCCAGUGUCUGUGAUGACUCCAUAGCCCUGGAAACUCUAGAUGCUAAAUCUAGUCACCACCCAGGAGCGCUGCCUAGAACCUGUAGCUCAUCAGACCACACCGGCACCCUCGAACCUCCCAACUUGCUUCCAAUAAAGAACUUACAAAGGGAAAAGGACACUUACCAGCUGUCUAGAGAACUGGACAUUUUAUCUCGGAACCUGACAGAAGUGCAGCGCUGUCUCUCUUCACUCAGAGACUUACUGCAUGACGGAAGGAAGGUUUCUCCCAUGUAUCCACUCUGUCGGAAUCUGCCUUACGUUCACAUCACGUACCAGAAAUCUUAUCUAGGUCCUGUUGUUGAAAAAAGAACCCUGCUUCUCUGCAAUGGCAAACUAAGGCUCAGUACAGUCCAGCAGACUUUCGGCCUCUCUCUUAUUGAAAUGCUGCAUGACUCCCACUGGAUUCUUCUCUCUGCUGAUAGUGAAGGCUUUAUCCCAGUAACUUUCACAGCCGCAGAGGAAAUAGUCAUAAGAAAUGGCAGCUCUAGAUCCAGUGUUUUCAGCGGUCCCAGUACUUCUCUUGUGGGUUUUAGAAAUCUUCCCUCCCAAGGGUCGGACACCACUGGCUGCGCUAGCCAUCGAGGGUGUGACUGGACGUCAUUUGCCGAGUAUUUGCUGCAUUGCUUUUCAGCUGAGACCAUUACAGACAAGCUCUGUUUCCCACUGUGGGCUCUCCCCAGCGGGGAUCUGCACUGUCACCCAGCAGGGAAGCCCUUGUUGUGGUGGGUGUGGCUGCUUCUCCCUGCUUCCCUGGCUGAGGCUGCCUGCGCUGUGGCAAGAUGGCUCAGAAAGUGGCUGCAUGUUCAUGACUGCAGUUUCUCUAAGGGCAGAAUUCCCAGAACAAACAAUAUUAUGGUGCUAUGUGGAUUGUGUUUUAUAGUUUCUCUGAGGUUUCUGUCCCUUGCCCAGAAUUAUGUUAAAGCUGUCAUAGAAACCCUUAAAAGGUACCUCAGCAUUGUUAUAGAUCUUUUUCUUGGCUGAUGACAAGGGUAAGAAAUGCUAGAGAUAUGCUCCAGGGUAUCCUCUUUACUGCAAACCAGUAGGAAUCAGCAAAGCUGGAAGACACUGAUCAGAUCACCUUCUGACCUUUCUAGAACAGGAAGUAUUUCUACUGUUGGCUGGACCUUCCAGAAUUUAAACCUAAUCCUCUUGCUUCCUUAAAAAAUUCCGAUUUACAUAGCUCCAGUACUCCUGAAGACUGGCCCUGAGUAAAUGUCAGAUGCUUGCACUCCUCGAGCCUAGAGUCAGUGUUCUCAACAAGUGCUGGCAGAAGUGCAGUGCUCUGCACGGUGAGGCCCAAGGCCCGCGCCUGAGCUGCUGCCACUCAGGACGCUCCGUGACAGCCUCAAGAAAAGUUAUCUAGACAGUUGGUAUUUUUCUCCCAGUAAUCAGUUCUCCUCAAAUUUCACUUAUAUUUUGAUAUUUUUCAUUGCCCUCUGUUUACCUUUUAGAGACCAGCAUUGGGUUUGUGAGAGAAAGUUUUCAGAAAGGUGGAAAUUGCAGUGAAUCUAAAGUAGUUCUAAAAAUUAUCCAUUUAAUGUAAUUAUGGAUUAAAAUAGCAGCUUAGUAUAUUAGAAAAACUCUUAUUCCAACUUCAGACAGACACAUCCCAUCCCCUCCCUUCAAAUAGCACCAUUAAUUUCAGUUACUUUAGCAUAACAAAAUUGAUCAGUGUGUGGCUAGUCAGAGCACAUCUGCAGAGAAAUUGUUUCAGCCAUAGACUCCAUUAGCACAUAUGUAUCUCCUUCCCCUUCACCCCCACUCCUUUAAAGGGAUCUGGAAAGAAACAUUGUAUACCUUAGGGACUCCUGUCUUCUUCAGUUUAUGAAGAUGGAGCAGGGGUAGGGACAUGGGAGGGCCCAUUUGUGGUUCAGAUGCAUUAGAUAGCUGCCAGGGUAAUGGAAGUGGAGGCCACUUGUCUGUACUUGGUUGCCUGAUGGCGGCGGCUGAGGACAGGGAGCCUGGCUCCAUUUGCAAAGGCUGUGUGGGUUGGGACUAUGGUACAUCGUUGUGAAGCCGGAAGAGGGACUUGGUGGACUCUGAAGUGAGAUCAGUGAGGUGCCCCGAGGUAUAUAUUAUAACCACAUUUCCCUGGUCAAAAUUCUGCGCGUGUAUCUUCAAUAAAAUCAUUAAUGUUUGCGGCCCAUUUGA